Messenger RNA from Cynoglossus semilaevis (tongue sole), 6602 nucleotides. RefSeq names its product IQ motif and Sec7 domain ArfGEF 3a (gene iqsec3a). The coding region runs from base 435 to 4856 and encodes 1473 amino acids. Gene Ontology annotation, biological process: actin cytoskeleton organization; regulation of ARF protein signal transduction. The transcript has 19 exons. NCBI's taxonomy places the organism in Eukaryota, Metazoa, Chordata, Actinopteri, Pleuronectiformes, Cynoglossidae. Gene Ontology annotation, molecular function: guanyl-nucleotide exchange factor activity. The record is from RefSeq and is a predicted model, not a curated record.
GCCAAUCAACCAGUUUCCUCUCUCUCUCUCUUUCAAACUUUUCCUAGUCUUUUUCAGGAACCCAACGGACAGCAGGUGCUGAUCUAUACUCAGUGCCCCCUGAAGCGACGUCGCCAUGGCGUGUUGUCAGUGCGCGCUGACGUCAUCAGCCGUUCACUUCUGUGCUCCGCCUCCUGAGUGGUUCCGAGAGUGGGAGAGAGCUAGAGAGAAAGAGGGGCUACGAGAGAGAGAGAGAGAGAGAGAAAGAGGAGGGGGGAGAGAAAAAGAGGGGGGAGAAUACCAAUCCUCUCCUGAGCCUACAGCCGUCAGACGGCCGUCGGAAGCUCCCGUAACUCCCUGCUCAAGGCCUCAGCUCCAAAGAGCCAGACUCGGAAGACGCUGAAGCAGGACGAGGCGAAGCUGUUUUUUUUCGCGGCUCACAGCGACAGUCAGUGAUGGAGAGCCUGCUGGAUAAUCCCAUGAAAGCUGUCCUGUACCUGAAGGAGCUCACCACCAUCGUCCAGAACCAGCAGAGCCUGAUCCAGACGCAGCGCCAGCGCAUCGACGAGCUGGAGCGCAAGGUGGAGGACCUCAUCGGCGAGAACCGACUCUUGAGGGACCCCCACCACUACGUUCAGCAGCCGGCUCCGCUCCAGCUCCAGCACCAGCUCCAGCAUCAGCUCCAGCAUCAGCAUCAGCAUCAGCAGCAUCACCACCACCAUCCAGCCGCUCAACGCCGCGUCAGACCCCCAAGCCCUACGUUCGGCAGCCGGCUCCGCUCCAGCUCCAGCACCAGCUCCAGCAUCAGCUCCAGCAUCAGCAUCAGCAUCAGCAGCAUCACCACCACCAUCCAGCCGCUCACCGCAGCGUCAGUCCGCAGGCGCCGGCCCACCUCCAUCAGCAGCAUCAGCAGCAAGGGACACCAGCCCCCCCCCCAGCAACAGCAGCGGCAGCAUCAGCAGCAUCAUCAUCAUCAGCAGCAGCAGCCGACACCUCCUGCACCGUCCUCCCACCACCCCCAGCAGCUGCAGCUCGUCCCCACCUCCCCGCAGUCUCCAAAAACGAGCCAAAAAAGCCCGGACUCUGUUGAGGAGGACAAGAGGAGCCCCUGCUGCAAGUCCCUGGUCCCGCAGACUCCCACCACUCUGUGCCGCUCAGUGGGUCUGGCCAGGAAGGCUGAAAACCAAACAGUGCUGCACCAGUUCUGCUGCCCGGCCCCUGAUGCCCCUGAGGGGGAGCCCUCAACCGCCUGUGUCCCCAGCGAUGACCUUCCUCCAGCGUCGUCUUUGGGGGAGGAAGGGAAGGGAGGAGAGGAGGGGGAGCUGCAGAGUGAGGUCCAGUCACAGCCACAGCCACAACCAGAGCCAGAGCCAGAGCCAGAGCCAGAACCACAGCAGCAGCAGCAGCAGCAGCAGCAAGAGACUCGACCACAGACCCAACCGUUACAGCCACAGGUCCAUACUGAACCACAGCCUCAGCCCGACAUCAAACUCCAGCCAGAACCUGAACCCGAACCUGAACCUGAACCCGAACCUGAACCUGAACAACCAGAGCUUCAACCUGAGCUCCAAGUUAUUUCUCCGAGUGAGGAGCCCCCACUAGAAACUCCUCCUGAAUCACCGAGCAGAGAGGAGAGGGUGGUAACGGAGCAAGAGAACCAAAAGUCAGAAGAUGUUGCAGAGGAGUUGAAGAGGAACCAAGAGGCAGAAGAGGUCGAGAGCCAGAAGGGUGAGGCCACCCAGGAGGGAGAGGAGGAAGAAGAAGAAGAGGAGGAGGAGGAGGACGGGGCAGGAGCAAAAGGAGGUGGGGCUGGAAGGAGAGCCAGUCUGCACCACACUGCGUCGCCCCUGAGGGUGCAGCGCAACGGGGCCGGCUCUCACUCGGCCACCUCGGACUAUGAGCUCUCGCUCGACCUGAAAAAUAAGCAGAUCGAAAUGUUAGAGCAAAAAUACGGUGGCCACCUCAUCUCCCGCCGUGCCGCCUGCAAGAUCCAGACUGCCUUCCGCCAGUACCAGCUCAGCAAGAACUUUGAGAAGAUCCGCAACUCAUUACUGGAAAGUCGUCUCCCUCGACGCAUUUCCCUGCGCAAAGUCCGUGUGCAGAACACGGAGGGUUUCUCCGCUGAACGGGCGCUGGCAGAAGGAUGUAACCUGGCAGGUAUUCCUUUGGUGCGUUCACCAUCUCUGCCCACCACAGUAGGGGGCACCUUGACUGACCUGGAAGACAGCUUCACUGAGCAGGUCCAGUCACUGGCCAAGUCCAUAGAUGAUGCACUCAGCAACUGGAGCCUGAAAACCAUGUGUUCACUGCAGGAAGGAGGCGCCUAUCAGUUCACUGCUGACUCCUUCAGCAGAGCAGGAGUAGGAGGUGGUGGAGAAGGAGGAACCCUGGGACAGGGUACAACAAUUCAAGGCUCACUCGAUCCAAAUGACCUCUCAAGAAAUGCAAGCAAACUGAUGAUGGCGUUCCGAGACGUGACGGUGAAAAUCGACAGCGCCAACUUCAGCGUGUCGUCGUCUGUCCUGGAAUCGUCCACUUCUGUCACCGUCCAACCAGACGGGACUUCAACCACCUUCACGACCACAACCUCAAACGCCUCACCAGUCUCUGUCCCAUCACAUCAACCUCCUCCUUCACCCGCAAAGGCCUCAUUCGACCCUAUAGAUCCUCCGCCCCCUCCCCAAGAACCUCCCCCGCCUCCAGAAUCAGACAUAGACGAAGGCGACCAGGAUAUUGAAUUCCCCGCUCCUCCUCCAAGUGAAGAAGAGCUCGCAGGUGAGGACCAACCUCCCCUGACCCCUCUAGAAAAGAUGGCUUUGCCCCAAAGCCCAGAGAAGAUCGUGGUGGUCCCGCCUCCACCCCCGCCUCCACCCACUGAACCCCCGCGGGCUCCGCCACCGCAGGACACCGUAACGCAGAGGAGCCCUCCUGUGGUCGAGCCUCUCGGGGUGAAGAGGUGCAGCUCUGAAAUGGCAGACAACAGCUCAGAGCAGAUGAGCAGCAGCAGCACGUCCACAGAGGCACGCUCCACGUCGGAGUCCUCCUCCAAAGAAGCGCUCCAGGCUAUGAUCCUCAGUCUACCGCGCUACCACUGCGAGAACCCGGCCAGCUGCAAGUCGCCCACGUUGUCCACCGACGUCAUGAGAAAACGCCUCUACCGCAUCGGCCUCAACCUCUUCAAUGUAAAUCCUGAUAAGGGUCUCCAGUUCCUCAUCUCCAGAGGCUUCAUCCCAGACACACCCAUCGGGGUGGCUCACUUUCUGCUGCAGAGGAAGGGCCUGAGUCGGCAGAUGAUCGGAGAGUUCCUCGGGAACAGCAAGAAGCCCUUCAACAGAGACGUCCUGGACUGCGUGGUGGAUGAGAUGGACUGCUCAGGCAUGGAACUGGACGAAGCUCUGAGAAAGUUCCAGGCUCACAUCCGUGUCCAGGGAGAAGCUCAGAAGGUGGAACGCCUUAUCGAGGCCUUCAGCCAGCGCUACUGCAUGUGUAAUCCCGAUGUGGUGCAGCAGUUCCACAACCCCGACACCAUCUUCAUCCUGGCCUUCGCCAUCAUCCUGCUCAACACCGACAUGUACAGUCCCAACAUCAAGCCUGACAGAAAGAUGUUACUGGAGGACUUCAUACGCAAUCUACGAGGUGUGGACGAUGGAGCGGAUAUCCCCCGAGACAUGGUGGUGGGCAUCUACGAAAGGAUACAGCUCAGGGAACUGCGCUCCAACGAAGACCAUGUGACCUACGUCUCCAAGGUGGAGCAGUCCAUCGUCGGCAUGAAAACGGUUCUCUCUGUUCCUCACAGAAGACUGGUGUGCUGCAGUCGGCUGUUUGAAGUGACAGAUGUCAACAAGGCCCAGAAACAGGCGGCACAUCAGAGAGAAGUCUUCCUCUUCAACGAUCUGAUUGUGAUCUUGAAGCUUUGUCCAAAGAAGAAAAGUCCUGCUGCCUACACUUUCUGCAAAGCCAUGGGCCUACUGGGCAUGCAGUACCACCUUUUUGAAAAUGAAUUCUACCCUCAUGGCAUCACCAUCCUUUCGCCUUUUGGCUCAGAAAAGAAGCAAGUCCUCAACUUUUGCGCCCAAAGUGCAGAGGAGCUGCUGAAGUUCGUAGAAGACCUGAAGGAGUCCAUUGCGGAGGUGUCAGAGAUGGAGCAGAUCCGCAUCGAAUGGGAGCUGGAGAAGCAGCAGGGAGCCAAGACGCACUCGGUAAAGAACGACACACAGCUAGAGCUGCGUGGCAAACAGGGCUCUCCAUCAGGAAAGCAAGAGGUAGACGACAGGAGCGGACACAGUGCUGUAGAGGUGUCAAUUCACAACAGGCUUCAGACGUACCAGCUCAGCAGCAACAACACGGCUCAGAACCCUGAGAACGCCGCCCUUCCUAACCACCGGGGGGAGCUGCUUUUCCCGCAGCAGGCACCCCAAGGCGUAGCCCAGGGUCCGGCAGCACCGUCACCACCUCUUCAGCACCCGCAGCUGCAGUCAGCGGCGAGCACCCCCGCCCACCACCACCACCACCACCUCCUCCUCCAGCAGCAGCAGCAGCCCUCCGCCAGCAUGGCCGACCUGCAGCCCGACACGCUCAUUCAGUGUCAGCAGAUCGUCAAGGUCAUCAUGCUGGACAGCAGCGGGCACGGACGGGUGGAGGCCUUCCUCAGCCAAACUCCAACGCACCGCCAUUACCAGCAGCACCACCACCGCGGCCACCGGCAGAUUAGUCAGUCGGCCAUGUCCACGCCCGUCCGCUCCCUGGGCGUCAGUGACGGCCACCAGCCGCCGCUGCCUCCCCCGCCUCCGCCUUAUAACCACCCGCACCAGUACAUACCCCCAGACCCUCGCCUCACCCUCCACAGGACCCCCAGUGACUCUCGGAGCAUGGUGUAAAUAAAUGAGUUAGUAUCACGUCACCAAACGCACACUCCUCCAUCACCUUUCUUAGCUACGUAUCUAUAUAAAUGUACAUAUAUACAUACUACUAAAUACAGAGCUAUAAUUAAAAAACACAAAACAAAUCACUUAUAUGCAUAUUUAAGAAGAAACAUAAACAGAAGAUAAGGUUUUAAAAGAAGUCAAUAAAAAUAAAUGAAGUGCAUAUAUUAUAUAUAUAUAUAAAAAAAACCUGUACUUGAUUCCACAUGUAUUUUGAAAUAUGUAGUUUUAACAAAUUUCUAUAACUUUUUGUCAGUUUUAAACUUCACUAGAAGAAAAACGGAUCCGCUGUAGUUCCAGUGUUCACCACCGGUAGGAGCAGAAAAAUGUGAAAACCCUCUCGCUUUUCUCCUGCUUUGUGUUUUUUUUUUUUUUUUUUUUUUUGUUAACUGCUCCCCAAAUGGAAGCAGGGAAAACAAACCCUCGGUGGAAUUUUUCCCUCGCCGUCUGACGUCCCAACGCUCACGCCUACUGUGCUGUACGUACGCAUGCAGCGCAACGCUGACACUAGAAAACGAGAAAAGUACCAUGUGCCAAAAUACUUAGAUACAUUCAUAUACACUGCGUACAUACAAACACAACUCCUUGCACUUGACUUAAAGCUAGGGCUAGACGAAAAAAAAGAAAGAAAACUCCUGCUCCGCUCACGCUUCUCUUCAGGAGCAGGAACUGAUAUUUCAUUUCUUGUAAAAUUAAAAAAAGAAAAAGAAAAAAAAAAAAGCUUCUCCCCAGCUGCGAUUGCCCUGAUUUUAUCAAGAGCUUUCUGUCUUCUUCUCUCCUUCCCCCAACAUCCGAUAAGCUGUGUUUUUUCAUCUGCGUCUCCCUUGUGUCGAGGCUCUUUAUCAUCAGAAAACACACUCUGUCGGUGGUCGAUGGCGAAUCACGUGGACUGUUGCCAAACCAAAAAGUAAACCCAGGAUCGAUUUGUGUUGUUCCUAACUUUUAUCCAUUAUUCUUAGGAAUUCUGGCCAUAUUGAUCUGCGGAGCCGAACGGAGGAACUCUACUCUGAAUAUUUUGGACGCGUUUGACCUAAAACUGCUAGUGAACUUACGUGAAACCACUAUACCGCAUUAGUCCAUGUGUAUUUAUUAUUAUUAUUAUUAUUAUUAUUAUUAUUAUUAUAAUACUUGUAUGUGUGACACACUGUGUUCAUCCAGUCUUUGUGAAAUGCUUCUUCACAUUUUUCAGGAAAUCCAGUUGAAGAUUUUUUAGCUUUGGGCGUUAAAUGUCGACUAUUGUUUAUUUUCGCGUCUGUAUAAAUGACGGACUGAGCUUACCCACGAGGCGUCAACACACUGUCUGUGAUUGUCGGUGCAUCUCCUAAAUGGUGUUUUUAUUUGUGUUCCUUUUCGUAUUUCCUAAGUUACCAAGGCAACAACAAAAAAUAUCAAGUAUUACAACAAGUACUCUGAAGUUUAUAUAGUAGUAAUACUGUAUGGCUAAAAAUUGGAAAACACCGUCGAGAUGCUAAAAUAAGACAGAACUGAACAAGAGUUGACCCAAACGUUUAGGUCAGACUCAACAUGUUAACUGAAGUUAGAUGCUAGGUACUUAAAGUACCUGAACAUUAGGUGAAAUACGUAUAUAUACUUUAGGCUAAAAGUAGUGUAUGAACACGUCAGAGGUUAGCUAAUAUUCCAGUUUAAUGUUAAGAGAAAAAUAGGGGUUAAAAUAGUGAACGGAUAAUGCUAUAUUUAGUC